Mytilus trossulus (common blue mussel) is the source of this 2683-nucleotide messenger RNA. RefSeq lists its product as uncharacterized. The record is from RefSeq and is a predicted model, not a curated record. NCBI's taxonomy places the organism in Eukaryota, Metazoa, Mollusca, Bivalvia, Mytilida, Mytilidae. The coding region runs from base 1242 to 2087 and encodes 281 amino acids. Gene Ontology annotation, molecular function: DNA binding. Gene Ontology annotation, biological process: DNA recombination; DNA integration. The transcript has a single exon.
AUAGAAACUGUCAUUGAUCUGGUACAGGAAUUUGGUUUAAACUGUCUCAUGAGUAAGGCCGAUAUUCUAGAGGCUUUUCGUUUGGUUCCUGUCCAUUCAUCAGAAUAUCAUCUUUUGGGGUUUAAGUGGCAAAAUUUAUUUUAUUACGAUGCAGCAUUACCCAUGGGAGCAUCUGCAUCUUGUCAACUUUUUGAAUGUUUUUCUACCGCCCUUCAAUGGAUUUUAAAUACAAAAUUUGAGAUAAAUGGUAUGUCACAUUUACUAGAUGAUUUUUUCUUUGUGGGUAAAGCUGGGACGAAUGAAUGUUCCAUUGCUUUAAAUACAUUUCUAGCAUUAGCUGAAAAAUUGGGGGUUCCUAUCAAAGAUGAGAAAACUCAAACCCCUACCACAUGUAUUACAAUUUAUGGGAUUGAAAUUGAUUCACAAUCAAUGAUAGCUCGUUUACCUCAGGAUAAGAUAGAAAAGGUUUUAGGUUUACUGACAAAAUUUAAGGUAAAAAGGAAAGUGACUUUACGAGAAUUACAAUCAUUAUUGGGUUUGCUAAAUUUUGCUUGUAGUGUGAUUGUCCCUGGGCGUGCAUUUUUACGAAGAUUAAUUGAUUUAACUUUGGGACAUACAUGUCCUCAUUUUAGAAUCACUCUUAAUUCCGAAGCCAGGGCAGAUCUCAAAGCUUGGUAUGAAUUUAUAUGCAAUGUUAAUGGAAAAUCUUGUUUCCUGUUCAAACAGUGGGUGUCAUCCGAAUCUUUGAAACUUUAUUCUGAUGCUGCGGGGGUGUAUGGUGGUUUUGCAGCAGUUUUUGGUGAUAAAUGGUUCUCUGGCCAAUGGCCUCCUGAGUUGAAAGAUUUGCAUAUCACUGUUAAGGAGCUUUUCCCCAUUGUUCUUGCAAUUGAGAUUUGGGGUAAAAACUUAGCUAAUCAUAAAGUGUUAUUUAUGACGGAUAAUCAGGCUGUUGCAGACAUUAUAAAUAAAACAUCAUCUAAAGAUAAAAAUCUAAUGAAAUUAGUUCGUCGAAUGGUCUUGUCAGCAAUGAAAUUCAAUAUCCACUUUAGGGCAAAACACAUAGCGGGGAAAACAAAUGUGGUCUGUGAUUUGCUAUCUCGUUUUUCUUUUCAGAAAGCCCAUCGAAUUGCUCCCUGGUUAAAUCUAAAUCCAGUUACAGUUCCACUGCAUCUCUUGAAUCUGUAACAGCACAAUUAUUACAAGCUUCAUUAUCACAUUCAACAAGACAAUCUUAUAAAAGGAUGCUGAAUGUAUUCCAGCAAUUUUGUAGAGAAAAAUUUCCUGUAGUCCAACCAUUUCCAUCUACAAGCAUUAUGAUAGCACAUUUUAUUUCAUUUCUUUUCUUAAAGAAUUAUCAGCCAUCUACAAUAGCAUCCUACAUUUCUGCCAUCAGUUUUGUUCAUAAACUUAAUUUUUGGAGUGAUCCUACAGAUUCAUUUUUUAUUAAGAAAAUUAUUAAAGGGGCCCAAAAUCUAAGAAGUUCAAGCGAUAAUAGAUUACCAAUCACCAAAGAAAUUUUGUCAAAAUUAGUAGCAGCAAUUCCGGUAGUUGUACAAAGUCCCUACAAUCAAAUUUUGUUAAGAGCAAUGAUGUCCCUGGCUUUUUACUGUUUCCUUCGUAUAGGUGAGAUGGCUGUUAAAAGCGAAAGCAGGAAAAAUAAUGUCAUUCAAUUAUCUGAUUUAAAUAUUGAGUUUGAAAACAAGGUUUCAAAGCGUAUGACGGUCACAAUGAGGAAUUAUAAACACAGUGACAUGCAGCCAAAAACUAUUUCAAUUGACAAAAAUACUAGCAAUAUAGCUUGUCCAGUUAUGGCUAUGUCUAGUUAUUUAAAUUUGGUUAAACAUAAUUCUGGUCCCCUCUUUCAAUUUCCAUGUGGCACACCAGUAGCAUAUGCUUUUUUCAGCGCAUCACUUAAAGCAGUUCUAAAUUUCGUUGGUUUAAAUACCCAGUUAUAUAAAGGUCAUAGUUUUAGAAUAGGGGCUGCAACAUCAGCAGCAGCCAAGGGUGUAUCUUUAGAAAUUAUUCAACAAAUGGGGAGAUGGAAAUCAAAUGCUGUAAAAAAUUAUAUAAGGUUACAUAAUUUUUGAGGUAGAGGUCAACAAGGCUUGCUCUACCAGUCAAUAGUAUUGUAUAAUGUAGAAUUUUAUUUGUUUUUACACUAGAUAAUUGAUUAGAAAUGAGUAAAGAGGUCAACAGGGCUUGCUCUUUCCAUUAAUAAUUAUUUUUUAUUUUUUUUACAUAAUAUGUCAACACUUUGCGUGCCUUGCACAUUUCAUUUAAUAAUUUUUAUAUAUUUCACCAUUCUAUUUUGUGUGUGUGAUGGUUUAAACUUGUAUGCUAUAAGUAGAGGUCAACAGGGUUUGCUCUACAUUUUUGUUGUUAAUUUUUUGUAUACACACUGAACACUGAAUCAAGUAUUUUUGAUUAACAUGAAUUUUUUUUUUUGGGUGGGGAGGGGUGCCCCUCUCAUAAAAGUGCAUUUACCUAGGAGUUUUCGGGUGGCGGUCUCCCCAAAUUUAAAUUCUUUAAUAUUGGGGAUUUUUUGGCGGUUUUUAUUCGCCACCUUUGCUAAUUUUUUGUCAUUUAUUCAGAUUUGGAUUUAUUGCAUAAAUUCAUAUUUGAUUAUAUAAUACAGAAUAUUAUGAUUUUAUGGUAUGUUUGAAUAAAUGACCUUUAUCGCAAA